AUGAGACGGACGAACCGUGGUGCUAUGGGUGGCCUUUCAUGGCAGGAUGUGGCGGACAUGAAGCCCAUGACAGAUCCUGUAAAAGGAUUUCCCGACCGAGAGAUACCCGUUCCAAGAGGAGUACAACCCCACGAGUUUCUGGAACAGCGGUUCUUACGAGAAAUCCAGCACACGUUCAAAAAAGAAAGCCCUUUCUACAUUCGUCUCAAGUCGUUAAAGAGCGAGCAGGAAAACGAAGACGGACUCGAACGGUACAGCGACAAAACAAAACCAAAACACAAGGGCUACUUCCUCCACCUUUCCGACCUUAACUUGGACCCACGUCUGUUUCCCGAAGAGCUCCAUUCUGUUUUUGUGCGUACGUCGGAAAAUGGACAGAAGCACUCUGCAAAGCAGCUUGAUAUGAAAACAUUCAUCGACUUUACCAUUAAAGCAGAAGAUCUCCGGGACGAUCCUCGAGCAGCAGCAACCGCCGAAGAAGAGCGCGCCGCUGAUGAGUUUGAAGAGGAAGAUGAUGACUUUGGCGACGACGAAAACAACGACUACGGAGAUAACUACUUCGACAAUGGAGAAGGCGACGACGUCGAAGACGAUGACGACGACGGAGCCAAUCUUUAUUACUGA
Molecule: messenger RNA, 624 nt
Organism: Schizosaccharomyces japonicus yFS275
Lineage: Eukaryota; Fungi; Ascomycota; Schizosaccharomycetes; Schizosaccharomycetales; Schizosaccharomycetaceae
Product: DNA-directed RNA polymerase III complex subunit Rpc31
Exons: 1
Coding region: 1-624 (207 amino acids)
Biological process (GO): transcription by RNA polymerase III
Cellular component (GO): nucleus; RNA polymerase III complex
Source: RefSeq, a predicted model, not a curated record